Messenger RNA from Polychytrium aggregatum, 531 nucleotides. RefSeq lists its product as uncharacterized. The transcript has a single exon. NCBI's taxonomy places the organism in Eukaryota, Fungi, Chytridiomycota, Chytridiomycetes, Polychytriales. The record is from RefSeq and is a predicted model, not a curated record. The coding region runs from base 63 to 347 and encodes 94 amino acids.
UGUCAUUUGGACUUUUGUCCGCCUCUCUGUUUUUUGCGCCCUCGCUUCUGUGGCGGCUCGCCAUGGGUUUCCAUGCCGCCAAUGUUCCUGUCCUGCUGUCCUGCUGUCCUGUCCUUGUGCUUUGGUUCGUCUCUGAUCUCGUCCAUCCGCAUCACCCAGUGCUCACCCAGGGCACACCAGGGCACACCCAGUGUCCAUCCUCUCCUGCCAUGGCCUCCACAAAGCCGUCGCUUGUCAUUGUCCUCGACACACCCUCGCCGGCUCCGGUUCGCGCUCAUCGAUCCUCUCUCCACUCAUCGGGCCCUGGCUCGGGGCGCAGGUUGAAUCAAUUCGGAUCGCCGUGUUGAUCAAGUUUAACAGAAUACGAUUCCUUCACAAUCAAACUUUGAGCCCCGCCUAUUCGAUCCUUCCAAUGACAGUUCAAUCCGAAAAGACUAUUUUGGUUGAUUUGGCGGCUCCACCGGCGUUCAUUUUGUUCCUUUGGUUGAGCUUUGCUUGCCAUGACGGAUGGAGGGUGGCCUUUGGGUCGUG